Messenger RNA from Ornithodoros turicata, 2155 nucleotides. RefSeq lists its product as uncharacterized. The transcript has 12 exons. Lineage: Eukaryota; Metazoa; Arthropoda; Arachnida; Ixodida; Argasidae. The record is from RefSeq and is a predicted model, not a curated record. The coding region runs from base 259 to 2061 and encodes 600 amino acids.
GCCAUCGGCAUCACCUCUCCGCGUGCUUCCGACACACCAGACGUCGUUCGAGCUGGCUUAGGAGAGGGGUUGGCUGAAGGACAACGGAAAUAUUCAUUCAGAAGUAGUCGACUCUGGCCAGAAGCUGCAACGACGUUGGGAACGACACCUCAGCCUCCCCUCUCCAACUGCUAGCGACUGUCACCUGCUGACGUCAGCCAUAAGUCUUCAGGCUUAUUUGCUUUCCCGUUCGAAGGACAUCUGCGCGCACAGACGAAGAUGAAGAGGAAACCUAGCAGCUUCUUCGUACCACCAAGGGGAAGGACAUUCAACGAGGUUAUGUGGUCCAAUGAAAACGUAUUCACGGAUGACAGUAGCCAGAAGGUCGAGGAUGACUCCACCUCGCCUGAUACCUCAACUCGCAAUGUGGACACGACAGAUUCGAACUCUGGUACUGAAGAAAGCGAGUCUGACAAUUCAAAGGGAACGAGCAAACGGAUGUGGCAUAUUCCCUUCGUUCUGCUGCUGUUUAUGUCUGCGAUCCUGGCCGGCGUACUGGUCGUCUUUUGGCACGGUCAACAGCAGCAUGAAGGUUAUACACCCAAGUCACUGGACCUGUUAACUCAUGAUCACCACAUUAAUCUCAAGGCUGGGCUUGAAGGAGGGUCGGCUGGAUAUGGUGGUCCUCGAGACCAAAGAAUUGACGAAGACUCCUACGCCCCCGAAACUGCGGACGAAGUUACGGCGACGACGACUGAGGUGACCGAAGAAGACGUGGAGGACCUGACUGCGCCCGAACAAACCAUAAGAAAAUCCACGAGGACCAAGAUUCAUACACCACUGGCCACAACGGAUGUUGUCCUUUCCGUCUCAAAGAGGUCCAAGAAAGCCAAGAAACAUACGACCACUACUGCAGGCGCGCCGACGACCACCGACAACGCCGUACCUGUUCCAGUUCGGCCUAUCAUUCGGCGUCCCCUGCUCUGCACAAUUGGCCGUUACGCUCGUGCUAGCACCAAGUACCCAGAAGACGGGCUCUGCGAUUUUUUAUUCUGCCCUGUAGCCCUCCAGGAGAACCUCCAGUUCAACAGCGAAAGCGACGCCUUUCAGGGCUUUCGCGCACAAGCUGCGAAGUCUCGCAAGACCCAAUUUGGCCUUGACAUCAAUGUCAGAGAGAUGAAUGCUACUCUUGCACGGCUUGGCACCGACCAGGGAACCUCAGCAUUUAAAUCUCUUUGGGACGGUAACGUACGACAGCAUGGCGUGUUUUAUCCCGCGCUACGGCACAACACCGAUCCCGCCUAUGUGAAUAUGAUAAUCCGUCUCUUAAAGGCGCUGCGACGAUUACAGUUGAAGUUUAGGACGACUGAUGAAGUUCUUCCUUCCCAUAUCUUCGUCGGAAUCGCCCUAUUGCUUCGCGGACAAGACAGAGAUGCAGGCGUUAAGAAGCACUUCAACAAGAUUAUCAGCGUCGUCAAACCAGAUGUCAUUCUUCUGCGCACUCACUACCUGAAGAAAGACGAUGGCAACCUGCUGAAGUGCCGCAUAACUGGACCUACAGUCUGGCAGGGCAGUUUCUCUGCGGAUCAGCCGACAUUUCUUGAAUCGCUCAGAUUUCUUCAAAAAGUGACCAUUCCCAACCAAGCCGUGGUCUUGCUAUCUUUUACUGAAGCCAUUCGUUGGUACCGCUGGGAUGCCAACGACACCACAUUCAACCUGGGCGAAAAGUGCGCGAUUGACUUUCACAGUGACCUUGUGCACAGAUCCAAACUGUGCCUGAACACUGCAACCAACAAGCAAGUCUUUACCGCGAAGCACAAAUCAACGCAACAGGUGGUGACUGCUCUGAACAAGAAGUCCUUUGGCCUGGUCUACGAUACUCGAGACACCAUACGAACCAAGAUGUGCUGGGCGAGUACAAGCUUCAAGUAUGCCGUUGGUUGGGCGAUGUUUGACCUUGAGUUUGCGGAUACUGCGAACAUCUGCAAGGAUGCAGUGUUCACGAAAGGCUUUCCGCUUGUUCGCUGGAUGAGGCACUACAUAAAGAAUGGCUUCCACGAAGCAAGCGAAUGCGAGGCGUAGGCGAAGAGUUUGUUGUUGUAAGCUUCCUGACUAUUUAAACGAACAUGGCGAAGACGCCUAUUUAUGUGGUAAAUUAUAUGAUGUCGCAUAAUCA